Messenger RNA from Elaeis guineensis (African oil palm), 4402 nucleotides. RefSeq names its product SCAR-like protein 2. Gene Ontology annotation, molecular function: Arp2/3 complex binding; actin binding; protein kinase A regulatory subunit binding. Gene Ontology annotation, biological process: actin cytoskeleton organization; positive regulation of Arp2/3 complex-mediated actin nucleation. NCBI's taxonomy places the organism in Eukaryota, Viridiplantae, Streptophyta, Magnoliopsida, Arecales, Arecaceae. Gene Ontology annotation, cellular component: cytoskeleton. The record is from RefSeq and is a predicted model, not a curated record.
UCCUAAUUAAUUGGGGGCAUCUGAAGCCAACCCACUUAUGUUUCCGGUGGUGUCCUCUGAACGAGAACUGAGAAGAAUGAUAGUGCCUUGUGGCGAAGGCAACAAGCGAGCGGCCGCACCAAAACAGUGAGAGAGAGCGCGCCCGGUUCAGACAGUUAGGCCGUCGUUGUCUAUGUCUCGCCGCUGUCCGGUCACCGCCGCCCAACUCUCCUCUUCUAAAACUUUGGGUGGUUAGCUUGGCUUCGCUUCGGCGAUGAGAGCGGGGCUUCGAGGUCUCUCUUUCGCCAGAUCCCGACCGGAGCCGGUUUCUCCUCCUCCGCGGUGAGCGAAGAAAGGGAGGGGAGGGAGCAAGGAUGCCGCUCGUGCGGUUCGAGGUGAGGAACGAGUACCGGCUGGGAGAUCCGGAGCUCUACCGAGGGCCCGCCAAGAAGGAGGACUCCAAGGCUCUCUUGGAUGGGGUUGCGGUCGCGGGGCUCGUUGGGGUCUUGAGGCAGCUGGGCGAUCUCGCCGAGUUUGCUGCAGAUGUUUUCCAUGACCUGCAUGAACAAGUGACAGCGACAGCUGCAAGGGGGCGUAAAAUGUUGACUCGAGUAAAGAACAUAGAAGCAGCACUUCCAUCACUUGAGCAGGCCAUUCAUGGUCAAACAAGCCACAUACAUUUUGCUUAUGUAGAAGGUUGUGUCUGGCAUGCCAAUCUCCGGAACCAGCAAAGUCACCUCCUAUAUAAUGAGUUGCCAUGCUUUAUGAUGGAUUUCUAUGAAGAAUGUCGUGAUCCACCACGUUUGUUCCUGCUUGACAAAUUUGAUAGUGCUGGUGUUGGAGCUUGUUUAAAGAGAUAUUCAGAUCCAUCCUACUUCAAGAGGGUUUGGGCUAUGUCAGAGUCAGAGAAAGGUGAACAUGCACAGAAAGAAAAGAAAGCUCGGAAGAUCAAGAGAAAAGGAUCACGUCUGAGGAAUGGAGAAGUUCAUUCAGCACAUGGAUCGCGGCACAAUGGCAGCCUAGCUAGCAGCUCACUUUUUGCAUCUCCAAGUACUGAUGCACAAAGCCUUUCAAGCCAGAAUAUAUCAGCACCUGAUAUGAGAUUAAAUUUUGAACUUUCUAGUGAAUCAAGAAUGCCUUCUGAUUCAAAGAUUUGGUUGAGCUGUGUUAAAGAAGUUUUGGAUACAAACCGUUCAAUGGGGCCUGAUGACCUAGAAUGUGAUAAAUUUUCUGAUUCUAAGUUAGAUAUGAAACACGGUGGUUCUUGUGCUUCUGUUUUACAUGAUGAACCUAAUGGAGAUGUUGGAGAAGAUAAUUCUCAACAUGAUUCUUUGCAAGGGCAAAGCAUUGACAGAUCCUCUUCUGUUACUUGGGAUGAAAAAACUGAAAUUGUUAAGGCUGCAAGUCCCAUAUCAUGUGAUGACAUAAUUGUUGAUAAGAUCCAAAAUUCAGAGUCUCUGACAGUAAACUCUGAACCACCAAAAAUGGAUCAUACCAAAGUUAAAGUCUCAAAUCAAGAGGACAUUUUGUUGGAUAUUGCUAAAGUACCAGUAUCAUUAUCUGGUGCAAACCAUGUUGAUGAAGUCACAAGUGAGACAGACAACUAUAUGGAUGCACUCAAUACACUAGAAUCUGAGACAGAGACAGAAGCGGAGUGCCAAACCAAAUGCGAAGUGAACUCAGUAUUUAACUCUAGUUCUCAAGGAAUGGAAUCUGGAACCAGAGAGAUGCUGGAGACAGCUGGGAAAAUUCCUGAUUCCGAUGAUAAUGAAACUCUGAAUGCAUCUGAUGGGCUCUUGAACCAAGAUUUGUCUCCAAAAUUUUCAAACUUUGUCUCUUCAGAUUGUCUGGACAGUAUGCAGUCACCUCACAUGACUGACUCAGCUUCAAACUCAAAAUGCUCUGUUGACAAUAAUUUUUCUGAAAAUAAUAUGAGAAUGAAUGUCUGUGAAGGCAUUGAUGGUGAUCUGUGUGCUGAUUUAAGCAUUCCUAGUUUCCAAACCAAGUGGGGCAGUGAAGCUCCAGUUGAGACAUCCAUCUCUCAACAUUCUCCUUCUGUUGAUACUGAUGACAUGUCUUCCAUUAAACUCUGGACAAAUGCUGGCCUUUUUGGAGUUGAGCCUUCAAAACCUCCAGACCUUGGUGUUCCAAAUAUUGCAAGUGAGAAUAUUGUAUCUGAUUCUAGAAGUUAUGCAUCUGAUCUUUCAAGCUCCACAGAGAGGACUAAGUUGUAUGCUAGUGGAUUAGCUUUCAAAUCAGACACUAAAGAUAUGCCAAAUGAGAGCAUAUCAAAUGUUUUCAUCUCUAUGGAGAAAAUGGCCGGGACACUAUGUAAUUUGGAUUACUCAGCCCAGUGUAAUUUAAGUGGUGAUCAAUUGUUUGUUAGAACAUGUGAUGGGGUGCAACAGAAUGAUCCAUCUAAUUGUUCCCCAUCUUGCAACACACAUGAACAUGAGGGUAGGCCUGUCGAGCAGAUAUCACCUUGUUCCCCAUCCUUUACUAGCAUUCAUGCUCACUCUGAUGAACCUGUUGUAACAAGAAACAAUGGUGUUGCUCCUAAAGCUGAGCUAUCAGCUGCUCAUAAUAUUGAAUCACAAUGUAGUGAAGCUGGCCCAAGCACAAACAUUAUCUCAUCCAGUUUUACUGGCCUUGCACAUAGAUUUCUUGCAAAUACCCUUCAAAGAAAAGCAUCACUUACAUAUGCUGAUAUUCCUAUGCCGACUGGAGUGAUGAAUGCUGAAGAAAGGAAGUCAGAUGAGAGCUGCCUUGCAGAUAACCAAAAGGAAGCACCAACUGGAGUUGUAUCUCAGGCAUCCAAUGAAAAGAAUACCAAAGAAAAGAUUGGACAUGGAUCAUUAAAAAAGUCUAUCUCUUCUACUUCAUACUACUCAGAGCAAUCCUCUCCACCACUUGAACACAUGAAGAUCUCUUUUCAUCCUUUGAAUGGCUUGGACUCCAGAUUGAAACUGGAAUUUCCCACUGGAAAUCUCCAUGAAAGCAUUGAAGAUUUGUUGUUUCCAUCAUUUCAAUUGCUUCCAGGGCCCAGUGUUCCUUUGCCAGACAGUGGCUCUGAUUCAGAUGAUGACACAUUCUGUAGAUCUUGUCCAUAUUCUUCUGAGGAUCCUCUCAGCCCUUGCUCGUAUUCAAACUCUGAGCUGUGGGAACAAGAGGAAAGAAAUGGAUGUGGAGACCAUGGUAUAUAUGGUGAUUCACGUGGAAUUUCAUCUUCAACAGCAUCCCUCUCUAGCUACAUGGGAUUUGAGCAAUUGAACCAUUCCAGCAUAGAUACAAUCAGCAGAUACGGGUAUUUGGAGGCUGAGAAGGGCACAGGGUAUUUUCAAUCUGGUUCCAUAGUGGAUCUCCCAGGUCUUGAAUCUGUUAUCUCCUUGAAAAAUCAACAAGGAAGAUUUAUUUUUUUGUCAGACGAUCCAGUGACGUCUACAUCACAAUCCCAAGAUCAGCUGCCACCACUGCCACCGCCCCCUCCAAUGCAGUGGAGAAUAAUGAAGACAUCAACUGCUUUAGGAGAGGAUAGAGAUGCUAAUACUGCGGACAGUGUUAACCAGUUGGGUGGUCUACAAACUCCAAAAUUUGCUUUCCAGCAGCAAGUACAAAGUGCACCAAAGCCACCAUGUAUCUCUGUGGUGAUUGCACCACAUCCCAAAGAGAAUACACAAGAUCAGCAGAAGCUGAAUGGGCACAAAGAGUCAAAUCAUGUUGCUAAUAACAAAGAACUGGAUUUAAGGGAAGAAUUGCUCCAUCAAAUCAGGAACAAUCAUGAUCAGCAGAAACUGAAUGAACAGAGAAAACUGGAAAAUGAGGGUACUAGCAAUAAGGAUCUUGAUGAACGGGAAGAGUUGCUUCAUCAGAUAAGGAACAAGACAUUUAAUCUGAGGCGCACCACAACAUCAAAGCCAACUGUUGUGUCACAGCCUACCACCAAUGUCAAUGUUGCUGCAAUUUUGGAGAAGGCAAAUGCGAUUCGCCAGGCAUUUGUGGGUAGUGACGAGGGUGGUGAUGAUGAUAACUGGAGUGAUGGGUGACCAUUUGACCUAACUGGAAUGCAUGUAUAUGCAUUCUUCUUCAUAUUCAGCCGAGUACCAGCUGAAGCAUGUUGUUGAAAUGUGAAUAGCAUCAGUUUCUGUAAUGUAAGUAUAGUUGGCAGGUCAUCUAAUAUCUUCUUUCUUUCUUUUUUUUCAAUUUUUUUUAUUUAAUCUUAAAUCUCAUAUCCUGGUUAAGAAAUUUGGUGCAUCCUCAUGUAUUAUCCAUCACUUUUGCCAUCAUCUGUUAAUCAGAGUGGCUGAUUAAAUAAGCAUGCCAAGCUGUCAUUAUGAUCUCUGAGGAUAGCAAGCAUCAGUUAGUAGUGGUGUCAUGAUGCAGCGGUUGCUUCUAUUUAAUCAAAAGCGAAAUCUCUGGUUUUAUA